Bombus terrestris (buff-tailed bumblebee) is the source of this 12728-nucleotide messenger RNA. RefSeq lists its product as uncharacterized. NCBI's taxonomy places the organism in Eukaryota, Metazoa, Arthropoda, Insecta, Hymenoptera, Apidae. The record is from RefSeq and is a predicted model, not a curated record. The coding region runs from base 1395 to 3920 and encodes 841 amino acids. The transcript is spliced from 13 exons.
CCCUGCCACGCUCAGUCCGACCCGGACGUUCGAGGGAGACGCGUCCUGUCUUCCGUAGUACGUACGUGUCAUAUCGGUACGCACGUUGUCGCCGUUGAUAGCGUAACACACAGAACCAGUCUCGAUCUGUCGCAAAUAACACACAGGACAGGAUCGUCGGUUGGAGGCAAUACUCGAUCGUACGAUUUACGGAUACAAGAGAGAGAGAGAGAGAGAGAGAGUGGUGUUAUAUACUGGCUACUCUCGGACUGUGGGACUGGUACGGUGACCGCGUCGCACGAGGUUCGCAAAGAAGGGUGAGAGGGAAGAAGGGAGAGAGAGAGAGAGUGAGGAUUCAGGAGAGCGGGGAGAAGAGGGAGAGAACGCGAAGAAAAAGCUCUCUCUCGCUCUUUCUCUCUCUCUAUCUCGACUGCCUCGCCGGCUUUCCACGGCCACGAAUCGAUAACACGCGACCGUCGCCGCGUCGGUCGUUCCUCUCUCUCGACCUCUUCUCGACGCUCGCUACACUCGUGCACGACCACUCGCCGCGACGAUUUUUCCCAUCGAAUAAGCGCUUAACUCGUGCCCUUUCUCACUCGCCGUUGUCGUCGUCGUUGUUGUUGUUUGUCGUUCUAUUGCUUUUCCCCAUACCACACCAUUGGGACGAAAGAAUUCGCGAAGAGCUGUGUGCGGUCGUGUUGCGCCACUUUUGACGGUCGCGUGCCGCGCAACGUGAUCGAUACGAUCGAUGUAAGCAGUCGACGACGAAACGGAGCGGCGCGAGAUCGAGAGUCGAAGCGAUACUUUAGCGGCAGGUCGAGGAAACCCGCCAAAAUAUCAGCAACGAUCUGGCUCGUUUGGACUACGGUUUCCAGUCGUCAACAAGGAAUAAGAAAACACGUCAAAAAGUGAUUCGUGUUCGACAGUGCUGGGUAAACGGAGGUAAAAGGCAAACGAGAGCGAAAGGAACGUUGUUGAUCGGCCGCCAUACGCUCACAGUGUUUUGUUUAUUCGUGGAAGAGAAUCGGUCACUGGAUUCCCAUUGUGCGUAUCUCUGUGUGCCACGUGACGAUCAACGUUUGUUUAUUUUGGUGCUUUUUGUCGCCGUUCACCUUGUUUGGCUAUUCCACCCUGGGCCUUCUAUACCAGAUUCAUUUCUACUCCCUGGAAUCAUCAACAAGGUUAUCUGGCUCGCGGAUGUUCGUCGAUAUCGCGCGUGUCGAUCCUCGAAAAUGUAGUUACGGCAUCCGGCACGAGGGACACCAGAGUGCGUGUUGCGAGAAAGAGAGAGAGAGCGAGAUACAGCACGGAUCGCCGCAGUGCAAAUCGGUGUAUCGUGAGACAGGGAGGCUGUGAUGAGGGAAGCCGGUUAAAGGACCCUGUGUCGCGCAGGCGCCGGUAGGAGUACAGGAAAGAUGCUGCCUUCCUCGAGAGCUUUAUUAAGCCCGCUGCUGCUUCUAAUCAUCGCUGGAAGCACCGGUGCCUUCAGCUCCCGACAAGGAGGUGGACAUUCACAUCGAGUAACAAUUACUUGGAAAUGCACGUUUCCACUGAAAUGGGAAGGUACCUGGUUUCAAAGCGGAGUCAGACAGCCGAUCGUGAUCUCCAGGAACGAAUUGUCCAGCAAGGGUAGGUGCCUGCACAACGAGGGCGACAAGUUUCUCCUAGUUGAUCAAAAAUCCUGCUACCGUUGCGUCGUCAUUCACGAGAAGCACUCGAACGUUCUCCAGUACAAAGAAACUUACUGUCACAGCAGAAAUUCAUUGUCAUCACUGUGCUCGUACAUCACGGGAGAUGCCCUGCUCUAUUCGAUGUUCCGGGAGGAGGCUACACCUGUGCCGUGUCCUUUUCGAGGCCCCAUGACCUUCUCCUAUAACCGCGGUCACGGAACUUGCUCGGUACCCGUCAGCAACGUCGACACCUGCACCGACGAUAGUAGAUUGUUGUUCAGAUACCAGGCGUGUCCCGAUAUAUCCGCUUCCGAGAGCGCAGUGGAGGAACUGGAAUGCCUGGCCACCUGGAAGGAGGGCAGCAGCCGUUACCUGGUGGGCCGUUUACAUCACGGACACGCGUCCAGUAACGAAGAUCGAUACCGAUGCUUCGUCUACGAGAAGGCCGGCCAGACAGUGCAGAGUAAUCUACACAGAGCUGCCAUGGGCAUAGGAGCCAUGGAUCACGAUGUCGGUUUACAGAGUGGACCGGUGCCGGAGGGUGCGGCCGAGAUCUACCGGGUGGCACAGAGCGGUGACGCCACUUGCAACGGUCUGUUCAGCCCUAUGGAAGGAUCUCGAACCAUGACGCUGAUGAAAGUCUCGCCACCCGGCCAGUGCCGAUUUCCCAAUUGGUUAACCGGCCACUCUAGCGGCGGACUGACCUGGCACACCCUCGACCUGACCAGAUCUUACACGUUCCAUCCUCGGAACGCUUCCCUGCACGUAACCAGAUCGAAUAGCAGUUCCUCGAGAUUCGAAAACGGUCCCCUAGACGGACAGUACGUUCCAGGUCAAGAAGAUCAGGACGUAAAGAUCUUAUGCAACAGCAUCAAACAGUCUAGCGCUGCUCAAGCGAUGACGAUGACUAUGUUGGUCGCGCAUUUCACCGUCGGUUGUCGGAGCGGUUUCAUGUGCAUGACGUUCUACCGAAGGGACGGUCACGUGAUAGAAGUGCAAACCGGAAGCGCCGUUUCAAGGCCGGAAGAAGCUUGCAGCACGCCCCAUUUUCAACAGCACAACAUACCCUUCCUCACCUUAGUCACCAGUUCCCCGGAGCCACGUACGUGCCCGUACUUGGGCAAAUUUACGGUGACGGGGGUGAACCGGAACCAACGGAACAUCCGUGAAAGCCGGAGGAACCAACACCAGGAGGGCGCCAGGCGUGACAGAGAAAAAGUUCGACACGCCCAGGAACGAACCCAGGAAGAUCGACGCGGCCGGAAGCUCGACUUCGACGUGGAGAAACGAAGGGCGAACAACGAAUACCUCGUCCAUGAGCGAAUGGGCAGACGGGCCAGAUCGAAUCGCAACAACAGAAACCAUCACGAUCACAGCCUCGAGGAGGUGUCGUCCAAGCGAACUUUGGAUAUCGAGGACCUGCUGCGCGACCGUUCUAGAUCCAAGAUCAGAAGAUCGGAGGAUCAGCGAUCGACCGAAAGCGUAUCGAGGUCGAAACUCAGAAGAACGCACGAUCUUGCCAAACGUUCAAUUAGUAUCCAGCGAACGAGCAAUAGAUCAAGAAGAAGCCCAAAGAUGGAGGACUUGCGGGUAGACGCGGACGAUUUCGCACGAAUCAGGCAAUUCUGGGCAACCGAUUUCGACGAUCCGGAUGGCUCAAGCAUGCUCGAGAUUCAAGGUGAUUAUUUCGGCGAUUACCCGGACACCGCUAACCUGCCAAAAAAGAGGUCAGGGAUGACCUCGUCGAACCUCCUGGCGAGAAUGAGGAGAAACGUCGAGCAGCUGAAUCCUAGCAACGGAUCUUUCGAGAAAAGGGAGAAGAGAGAGGAAGAUAUCUCUAGAUGCAGCUCCGAGGUUACUACCAUAACCAUAGGAUGUUCUACCGCGGACAGAAUGGAGUUUCAGACGGACUGCGUCGAAGACAACGCGAUCGCGUACUCCUGCCACGGUAGAUGGUUCGACGCGGAGGGCACCCAAUUCGUGAUCGCCACCCAACUGGCACCUGGCACGAGCUGGUCCGGCGAGAACAACAGGCCCCAGCCGUACAGAAACAGUCGAAGAUUGUGCUUCAUGUACAAAGAGAGCGGCGGAGUUGUCAGUUUGACUGCCAGCGAGGUCGCCUGCCAGAGGGGAAUCCCGCCGCCCCCACCUAUGUUGGCCUUCAAUGCUACCAGUACCGGUCAGUGCAUGGAAGAGAACAGGGGCUUUGUUACUCGAUCGACGUACCUGAUGAUCGUCAGCCUGGCGGCGGUCGUCGCGAUAUACAGGUGAUUCUAAUCGAACGGACGACGAUCUCGCGACCGUUAAAACUCAACAUUUGUAAUCUGCGUUACUGGACACCGUGUGGGUGACGAAACGAGGUGGUACACGUGUAUAAAAAAAAAUAUAUAUAUAUAUUAUAUAUUAUACAUAUAUAAUAUACAUAUAUAUAUAUAUUAUAUAUAUAUAAUCGCCUUUGGCGCGAAUCAUCGAACAAGAUCGGUCGAGCGUCUGGGCCAACGAGGAAGAAGAAACUGAAAGAGAAAAUGGCACAAUCGAUACUUUGGCUUCGAACGCUCGUGUCCGUAGCUCUUGCUAGCCUCUCUGAUUCGUCGGGAGAAAUUCGUGCUCGCACGACCAUCAAAAUUUUUUCGCGCAACGAAAGACGAGAAAAGAUAUCGAGGUUCGUCGUAGCUAAGAGUGCCGGUCCCUGAUUCGAUUCGAUAUCAAGGAACGAAAAAUAAAGUCGCCUAUAAUAAAGAGACAAGAGGCAAAACUCUGAUUUCUUCCGUGUGAGAGGUGCUCCUCCAGACCAGAAGGAAAAUCAAGUAGACAAGAAAAGAGGGCGGAACAUCGUUUGGGAAGGAGACGGAUCCGAUCAAGAUGAACGGUUUAGUGACGGAAGGAAGGGAAGAAGGAAGGAAGGAAGGAAGGAAGGAAGGAAAGAAAGAAAGAAGGAAGGAAGGAAGGAAAGGGUACUACUUUUCGAAGGAAAUUUUUUUCUCAACGACGGGAAAGGGAACCGCUUGUUCCUUCGAGAGGAACGGCGUAAGAAGAGUGAGGGGUCGUGAAGAUCGAACGCGAAUUUCCCCUGGCCAGUAGGUUUUUUACCGAUGUAGCUCGUAGGCACUAGCUAAUUAAAAAUCGGGUAAAGAUAACAAAGUAAUUACACAAGUUUUUAUGGUUAGACCAUAUCACGAGCGAGAUCACGGCGCACGAUCGAUCGGAUUGUUUAGCGAAAGGUGACGAGCGAUGAGAACGGGAUCGAUUGCCGGCCCGGAACGAUACCGAAGAGAGAAGAGAGCAACAUCGCGUUUUAGUUAGUAAGACGAUCGACCGGCAGAGGUCGUUAUCAUUUAAGGUAGAAACUACAUAGAGAAUAGCUUUAAUAAGGCGCGAAGGGGAACAGGUUACUCGGCAAAUAUUUUUCACACCGGCUGCUCCUUUCUUUUCACGACCCUACAGAAUACUGUAAGUGGGUGUACCGUGUAUUUUAUAUUACCAGUUCGAAGAAUAGAAGCUGGCACGAAGAAAACAGGAGUGCACCUGUAUCUCGAAACAUCGUGGAUCGUUGUUACUAAAGUGCCAUCGUCGACUUUUCAAUCGUAGCAUAAAUUAAAUUAUACGAUAAAAAAGGACGUGCCAUUUUGAAGUUUAAUUUCACCGAAAAGUACAAUGUUCGAACAGCACGGAAGAUUCUGCAUCCGUUAACAGAUUUUGGGCCAAUCGAGAAAGCUCGCGGCAGAAUUCAAUUACCACACGAAAUAUUAGUAGAUGUAUUAAAGGUUGAUUGCAUUGUAGCUGUUAUAUAAUAGCUACAAAGGGCUAUUAGCCGUGUUAUAGCUGAAUGUAUAGCGUAACUAUUAUAUAAUAGCUGUAAUAGCCGCUAGCUGUAUUAAUAACCGACCGAAGGGGAAAAACAUAUUUCAAAGCUUCCGAGUUAACUGCGUUAUUUUUCUAUUGUACGAUACAAAAAAAGCACGCGUCGCUCGUCCACGAUGUUUAGAGAGCCGGACACGAUGAUCGAUGCUACGAAUUUAUUAUCGUAGCGAAUAUUAUUCGCCGAGUAAAACGUUCGAUCUGUUAGAAUGAACGCGAAGAGUGAAAUGAAAUUGACACCGAUACACGCGCGUAGCGAACAGUGUCAAAAGAUGUUAAUGAAGUAAUUAACGCAAUACAAUCUAUCGUGUAGUAGGAUUAUUUGAUGCGCCAAUGGGCUAAAGAGCGGAGAGGAACGAGAGACACGAGGAAAGAAUCAGGGUCCACCCAGCCGAAAUUUUAUUUUUGUGAAAAAUCUUUGAAUAAUAAAUUAUCUUGCAUCGAAAUAAUCUAUAUCCUGCCCGCUGAUAAUUUAUCGUAUCAAUUGCAUAUUAACCCGAAACUAUUUGCGUAUAACUUUAACGAUCGCAAUGUAUUCUGCAUGGCUAAACAGAAACGUCGUGCCCGAUGAUAAAUUUAAUGCAAAUAUUUCUGGUAUUUCGAGAACAUCACUAUUUCGACGAUUCAAUUAACUUCCAUCGCAUCGGGGCGGUGAACAACGAUAGGCAAUUUCAAAGCGGCGUAAAAUUUAUUUCAUCGCUACUCGCAGAAUAUCGGUGUUCCUCGAACACGCUACAUUUUAAUGUUCCGAACGUUAAUCGAUUUCUAUAAAUGCCAUAAUUUCUUUUCUCAUUAAUUAAGAACAGAGAUCGGGUUACUACACGGAAAUUGGGUUUACUUCGAACAAAGAUUCGUUAAGUUUUACGAACAAUACGAAGGAUCAUUCUCGAGAGGGGAAAAUAUCGGUAGACAAACGGCCGAACGUGUAAAGUGUAAAAUUGUAACUGUGAUGGAUUUUCCGGUCCGUUAUACCGACUCGCAAUCGGGAACGUUCCCCUCUCGUUCGUGCGUUUGCUCCGGAUUAUUCGUUCCUUUCUGGCGACACUGAUUCUUUCUCGUUACGAUCUUGGUCAUGUUUAUUUUUCUUCGUCGAGCGUCGAUGGGUCUCGUGGAAAAAUUCCUGUUGGUAAAAGUUCUAAGGCAGAUAUUCCCGCGGUAGUUUAUCGAUGCAAACGAAGAUCGAGAAGGUGAAACGUGGAAUAUAGCGUGAGACAAAUUGGCCACUUGUUCGACCCCUAUCACGUCGAGGGGGAAAAAGAAGAAGUCGAUCGGAUAUUUUAUUAAAGAACUGGAAACUCCGAGAGCUAUAUAUAUAUCGUAGCGUAACGUUGAUCUUGCGAAUCAAAAUGAAAUUUAGCAUGACAAAUGUCGAGAGAAUGGGAAUAUGGUGCGCGAUUAUCGAAUUGGUCCGCGUUCACGAUUCUCGAUCGCGCGUAAACAUCGCAAACGAUAUGAUUUCCGGUAUGCCGGGAGGAUUUCGAGGAACGGCCGGGUUUAUUUAAAAGUCUGCGGACGAAGGAAUUUUUCCAAGAACUCGACAGCGCCCGCGUUAACCUAAGCAAUAAGCAAUAAAGUCACGCAACGGCUCGAUCAUGUAGACAAAAGAUGUUGCGUUUCACGAGGAAACUGUACCAUCACGUUAUGCCAGAGAUCUUCUAUUAUAUUGGUUUGUCCAAUCGGAUUUUCGCGACAGCGACCGAAAACGGAGAGAAAAGGGAGACGCAAGUGGAUACGGACCGAUCGAUCGCGAGGUAGGACGCUACGAUAUUAUUGUAACUAAUAUAGAGUCUAUAUUAUAUUAUUGUACAAGCAUCUUUGUAAUAAUUAACCCGAACCGAGUGACGAGAGCAAACGAAAAGGGAAAUACGAGCAAUGAGUCACGAUAGAAGAGUACGCAACAAUAGAAAACAGACACAAAACAAAGCGAGAAAAAAGUUAAAAAAGAAGCAAAAAAAAAAAGAAGAAGAUAAGAAAGAAAGAAGGUGAAUAGAGAGAGAGAGAGAAUGAAACAUAAGAAAAGCCAAUCGCUAUUUUACCACUUUUCCAAUCGCGGUACACGUAGUUUUCACGCCGUUAAAUUUCUCUUCGUGCUCAUUUUUGCGACGCGGACGAGGACGAGCCUCUGAUCCCUGAAAAUUUCGCGUCUGUAAAUAUAUCUGUGGUCACGCGGACUCCACUAUCCUAAAUGCAUGUCUCGUUUUUUAUCGGCAUUUUUCGUUUAGUUGCACCUUGUCGAGAGAUCUACUCCCCUGAUCUCGAGAUGAAACAUAGGUAUUUCGGAAUAUAUCGUACAUGUUGCGUCGCAAAGGCUCGGCGCCGUACGAAAAAACGUUCUUUUAUAUAUGAACAGAGUAGUACGUAACUAUAUAGAGGAAAAAGAGGGCUGUCGACGUGCUUUUUCGUCGGGAAAAAAAAUAUCGAAGCGUGGAAAAAAUGCCCGCGCGACAUGCGGAAAAAUGCGGUGGAUCAAAGGCUCCUUCUCUCAGAGGCGUUCAUUUAAUCGAGUGAAAGACGCUCUCCUUUUCAGGGUUCUCGGAAGAGAAAGAUCGAUCGACUUUCGUUAGGCUUCUCGGCAAGUACCUUCUUGACAAGUUACUUACCGUCGUUGCGCACAGAAAAUCGCGGAUUAGCGAGCCACGAGGCGUUUUUCUUUCUUUUUUUUUUUUUUUGUUUUUCUUUUUUCUGUUUCGUUCACUCUAUUUUACACGUUUUUGUUCGUUUCCUCACCGGACGAGUAGAAUACUUAGUGGUUUAGGACUUUUAACGAUUAGCACCUUAGAUGCCAUACUGUACCUAAGAAGAUGCAACGUAUUUAGCAUAACCUUAAGGUGAAAAACAUAGCGAUUAAGGAUUACUCUAGCUUCAUAGGGGUAAUAAGCUCAUUGUGACAGCAAUCAGAGGUGCCCCGCGGUCGAAGCGCGAACAAAACAACCUUUUUCUUUCCCCGAGCACGUUUUUCGAUCAGCCAUCUCGCGUCUGUCGCGCGUGCACUUCUUGCGAACAGUCUCGAAUGCCAAUUCUGUCUGGAGCGUGCGUAAAAGAUGUUUCAAAUCGAUAAGAACGAGCCACAAAAAGAGAGAGAAGCGAGCAGGGGCGCGGCAAGGAUUUCUAUUAAUCUAAGGAAGCGUCGGUUACUGGAAUCGCUCGGCUACCGGGUCCGCAUAAAUAUCCGAAUUUUCGACAGCUCGAGUUUAGACUACUUCCGUUCCACGCGAAUAUUUGAAUUACGGUUAUCGUGCUGAAAGUCAAAUAUUACUCUCGACGGCGAAAUAUCGGGACGGCGACGGUAGAUUCGGGUAGCUCGACGAUCGAAAUUCUACAAGUUGGAGCCAGCGAGCGGGUUGCCGCGUCCUGCCGCGCAUCAUCCAUUCAACGAUCGAUCGGAAUUACACGAAUUCGCUGUUAGGACAAAACCGCGGACAUUCGAUAAGAAAACGAAAAGGUGGAAGAUUCGGCAAAUCGUUGAAUCGAUAGCGAUAGAUAGUGGCGCUUAUCGGCGGGUUGGAGGGACGUAUUCGCGAAUAAUAGUUAGAAGUUUGUUAUUAUUUUCGAUUUGCCCGACACAAACAACGCCGAGGGAUUUGAUAAUUAUCAGAGCAUCCUCAAACAUCGUUACUGACCGACCGCCUAGGUUCGCGCCACCCGGCCUCUCGUCAAACAUGCGCUCCGCUUAAUGAGAUUGAUGCAAUCGGCCGAUGCAUUUAAUCCGGUUAAUUUACAUUGGGUCCUAAUAUCGCACGCGAAUAUUCCGCUAAUGCAGUCGGUAAUGAGAAACAGAAAAUUGCUUGCACAAACUGCUCCCUUUCCCAUCCCCCUGAAUGCGCGUACGCGAACAAGCGGCUGUGAGCGCACGUGUACCAUCGCCAGCUUCACGCGUACUCUCCACGUUUUUCGACUCAUCCGGAAUCAUCAUCAUCAUCAUCAUCAUCAUCAUCAUCAUCAUCAUCGUCAUCUUUUCCAUUAAAAUUUUCAACGCAGCAUCGCGAAUUAAUUUAACUUGACGAUAGGGAAGGGGCACUGAUCGAGGGGACUCGAGGGGAACGAUUCGAAAAGCGAUGAAAUUUAAAGCGCGGAUAACGAGAGUAAACGAACGGUAUAAUUUUCUUACGCGUUCAUUUUCGAGGUCGACCGCUUUGACGCGCCAACGUGCCCCACUGUCUGCGAACAAAAAAGUUUAAUUACGGUGGAAAAAAAAACCGACGGGUAGGACGGGAGAACGAAAUUAGUCGGUCGAGAGAGGAAGAAAAGGAAGAGGAAAGGAAGUGGCGAGCAAAACUACGGGAUAAAGAUGAGCUGGCUGUCGAGGGAAUCCAGGGGAAAAGCAACGUCAUAGUCAGAAACAGGACACGUUUACGCGGCCUGGAUGUCGGUUAACGAUUUUAUGGAAACACGUCUAAUGGGAUUAUCGGAUUACUUCCGCGUCGGUACGGGUGCUCUACCGCAGUUUAUUAUUCUCACACAGUGGAUUAUACGCUCAUUCUUGAAUCUUCUUCUAUAGAUGGUAUAAAGCCGGACCUGGUAGCGGCGUGUCUUUCAGGAAUGCAGGCACGUUCGCAGACAUUUGCCGGCGCGCGAAACGGUCUUCUAUUCUAAAUUAGCACAGAGUUCGAACGUUUCGCGGCAUAAUCCAGCGAGAAACGUGAUUUCUUGUUGGCCGAGGCGGCGUGAUUUUCCGAGAUUUCUAACGUCCUUUGAUUCUCCUAGUUCGACACGUGCGAUUUUAUUAAAUGGCGAUUUAACGAGCUCUCCGCUACGUAAUCUCGAGCGUGUGUUUUUGUACGAUCGGCGUUCAAUUCGGUCGAGCUUCAGCCCCUUAUCGUUGUUAGAGCAAUAGGCAACCCUUAAUGAUGCCGCGUGACGCACCCGGGCCGAUUCGAAACCGUCGCUCAAAGAUUAGAAAGGCAUCGCGUGCCAUAUGGGGACGAGCGAGCACCCCUGGCCGAAGCUUCUCUCCGCGUACGCUCCAGCGAACCGAGGACGUUUUCAAUCAAGGGACAAUCAUCCCUCGACGAGCAAUCGAACCUUUUUAUCGAAUCAUCGCGGCCCGUCGUUUCCAUCCUUCGAACGAAACGUCAGCGGCCGAUCAUCGAACAACGACGAGAAUACUUUUUCGCGGCGAGGGUACAUAUGGAGCAAUAUAAGAGUGAGAGUGUGCGUUCACGAGAAACAGAGAGGGAGAGAAAGCGAUCGAGAGCGAGAGAGCGGGAGAGAGUGAGAAGACUACCGAUUCAACUACGUUAUAAAGGACAAAGUCCGAGGGUAGACGGAAGAAUACCUGGACGAAGGAGGCAAUAUUUUAUAAUACAGACAAAGCAUACCGCUUCAGAGUUUCUAAUACUUUGUUACUUUAAUUUUCAAUAAAUAAUUAUUAUCGGUGUUACAAUAACUUCAGCCUAUACGAUCAAUUCUUUGAAUUCCUCACGCGACAAACGAUUGAUACACGUCUCUUGAGUAAUCGCAUCGAUUACUUCUUUUCUUCGUUCUUCGUCGAAACAGUUGACCCACUCGAACGUUCGCCCUUUUACCGAGAAGCUACAAUCGAGCGUAACCAGGCCCAUGCCGGCAGUCCUUGUUAUGUAUGUUUGCGCACACUUUAAGACACGCAUGUACAUAGAUAUACAUACAUAUAUGAUCGCAUACCGUGUGUAUAAUUUUUGGUCUCGUGGGAAGUGCCGGGUGCGCGACGCGUUGCGUGUUUAGCGAACGAUGGAACCGCGGGGCAAUGACGAGACGAAAGAGAAAGAGGAAAACCUGUAUGCGAUUCGAUUUUAAAUUAGAGGAUCGAUCCUUGCUUGAUCGACGACCCGGGGACGGUAGGUGCAUCGUCAACCUUUUAAUAUAUCUCGGAUUUACAUUUAAAUUAACGGUGAAAUUCGUAGAUCGAAGUUUCGUACGAACUUUUACAACAAUUACAUAUUUAAAUUGCAAAUAUUUGAAAAAUUCUAAAACGGUCGAUCCGGUUGGUUAAUCGGAUGGAAGAUGGCGAGUACACGCGUAAGCAAUCUGUAGACGAAACGAGGAGGAGCGCAAUCACUCUCGCAAAGUGUGAUUCAUGAACCGUUCGUUUCUGUGCACCAGGUCACGGUCAGCAACCAAUGAAAAAGAUGAUUCUCCUUAUUUAGUGGGGCAAGCGAUCAAGGACAUUGCUGGCGGCAGUUUUACGCCGGCAGCCGAGCGAAUGAUUUUCCAACAUACCGCGUAAAAAUAGCGGCCUCUGAGAAAAAUAUACAUCGCUGGAACAGUUAAUAGAAUGUCGAUUCUCUGGCUGACACGUGUCGGAUGUGAUCGGGGAUAAAAGCUGCCAGGACAACGGACGAAUGGAGUCGAUAAAGCGACAGCAGUUCGCGAACGUUCACCCGUGCAAACAGCGUUUCUCUUAUUUAUUUAUUACGAUUUUCUGCUGCAUGGAAACAACCAAUCUACCCAGUUCGUAUUGGUAACUCAUGUACAUCGAACGCAAAGACAAAGAAUUACGUAAGUUCACGUUCGAUUAUCUGUUCUUGUCGUAACCGUGAUAGUGUAGCUAUUUUAGCGCAAUCGUCGUGAUUUUGCGAAAUCAGAAAUGAACUUGAUGCGGCUUAUUGGACGUUACACGCUCCAAGUAGCGAUACUGGCGUGCCAUUUCAACCCAAAUUUAUCAACUCGAAAUCGUUCGAUGGACCGGAAAUGGAUUAAGAGGAUCGAGGAUUUUUCGCGCGGUUGCUUGAUGUUCGAUGCGUCGCGAGUUGCGCACUUAUAGCGAUUUCGCAAUUUCGUCACCUACGACGCGUGCGAUUCAACGAUGAACACGAACCAUCGAUCAUUAGCUGCGCGAGGUUUAAUUGCGUCGAACGAUUCAAUUUGACGAGUCGAGCGUAGAAUAGACGGAUCGAGACGGCCGAUCGGAAUUUAGUUUUGACCACCCUCCUCGAUUCUAACUUUCCGACGCACCGCGCGUUGCAAAUUGUACAAUGUGCAAUCACGUCGAAUCGACGAAGCGACACGGCUCGAUCUAAUCGAGCACUAUCGUUAAAGAUCGUCACGCGAUCUCGUCCUCCUCCCAGUGGUAAUUCGUAGGAUGUCCAGCUCCGCUAUCGGCGUCGAAGAAAAACGGAAAGUAGACGAGCGAGAAAUCGCUGUUUCUAUAUUUGCGAGAUCUAUUCACCAAGUUCAACGAGAAUUCGGAUCGUGCUCCGAUCGUCCCCAGUGUCGUUCCGCAGCAAAAAAAAAAAAAAAAAAUAA